Messenger RNA from Osmia lignaria (orchard mason bee), 3653 nucleotides. Its product is annotated as neprilysin-4. The record is from RefSeq and is a predicted model, not a curated record. Gene Ontology annotation, cellular component: plasma membrane. NCBI's taxonomy places the organism in Eukaryota, Metazoa, Arthropoda, Insecta, Hymenoptera, Megachilidae. Gene Ontology annotation, biological process: protein processing. Gene Ontology annotation, molecular function: metalloendopeptidase activity.
CGCGCAAUGUUACAUUAACAUUCGUGCGGAGAUCGGAGCCGUACAAUAGCUUCAGUCUGUUCUCUUCUUCACGGGCGCGCAGUGUCACCGUUCCUAAUCGGUGUACCGAUCCCUCUUCCCGGUUCGUUCUUCUACAGAUUUCAUAUAUCUUUUUGAGUGUUCCUAGCUCGAAGCAGAGUCGAGCGAUGUAAAAUUACACAGAGACUCGCGAUCAAAAAGAUGAGGGGUGCCAUGGAUCAGUACAACGACGACGACCUCUUCAGCGGUGGCCCUUGCCCUUCGUGUCGAUUGGCCAUCAACAAAGAGACCGGUCGACUGAAGUGGUGCAUGGGUGGGAACGACACUUGCCGCUUUCGCGUCAAGCUGAUGCUCUUGAUCCCGGCCGUGUUGCUGCCGAUCACUAUCAUCUUUAUCGCUCUAUCGCGAUCCCAGGUGAUCGGCAAGACUCCUUAUCAUCGCACUUAUUUGAUCCACGCGACUAGAAGACAGGACGAGAGGACCGAGGAAACUUUUCCGCAGACCAGCAGCAGAGAGGCAGAGCGAGCCGGUGAAGAAGAGGAAGAAGACCGAAUUCUAGUACCUGGAAUGAAAACAAGUUACGUGCCGGUGGAAACGCUACUUCCACCGCGGCAGCUGCAACGACGCAAGAGGGAACUGGAUGGGAUACGGUCAACAGACUACAAUGUCGAGAAGACGAACGAUCAGGAUCCUGAAGAAGAUUUAGAUAACUUUCUGGACGAUUAUUACCCUGAAGAGGAUGCUGAUGAGAUCAAAGAAAAUUCCGAGAUACAGAACAACUAUUAUCAAGAAUACGACACUCGCAAAAAAGAAGAACCGCACUCGAAAUUUCAUGGAAAAUACGACGACAUCGAGGACCGUUCUCAGGAUGAAUCAGACGAGGGUGAACAAGGUGGUAGACAUUCGAUUUCCGUCGACGAUUCCGACACUGGUUUGCCGAUCACCGAUGAACAAUGGAAGGACGACACCAGUACUGAUUUUCACGCGUUCUGGAAGGGUGAAGGGAACGCAUGGGCCAUCAGGAAGGCUCAAGCAAAAAUCAUGCUGAAGUACAUGGACAAGAGCGCCGAUCCCUGCGAGGACUUCUAUCAAUAUGCCUGUGGAAAUUGGGCAAGGCAUAAUCCUAUACCAAAAGACAAAGCAGCCUACGACACGUUUGAGAUGAUCCGAGAAUCCUUGGACACUGUGCUGAAAGAACUACUUGAAGAUCCGAUAAUCAGAGGGAUGGAAUUAAACACAGAAGAUGCGACAGUGAAAGCUAAAUAUCUUUUCCAAAGUUGCAUGAAUUACGAGAUCUUGGAGCAACGCAUGGAACGGCCUCUUAUACAGCUCUUGGAUGAACUCGGUGGAUGGCCUAUCUUGAGACCAAAUUGGGAUCCAGAGAAAUUUGACUGGCUACUAUUGGUCGCGCAAUUACGACUCUAUAACAAUGAUAUUCUUAUUUCCGAGUGGGUUGCACCGGAUAUUAAGAACAGCGAUCAAUAUGUCAUACAGUUUGAUCAAACGUCCCUGGGCCUUCCUACGAGAGAUUAUUUUCUUCAACCAUCGAACACGAUCUAUCUGAAAGCCUACAAGAAUUAUUUAAUUAAGAUUGCGACAUUGUUGGGUGCAUCCUUGAAGAACGCCACCGUUGAUGCUGAUGAAUUGAUCGAAUUCGAAACGAAACUAGCCAAGAUCACCUCUACUCCCGAUGAAAGAAGAAACGUUUCAGAGUUGUAUCAGAGAAUGAGCAUCGGGGAACUGAGAACUCUAGUGCCACAAAUCAAUUGGCAUAGAUAUUUGACAAUCGUUUUAGCUCGUCCUACAAAUGUUUCUGAACCUGUUGUUGUCUAUGCGCUUCAGUAUAUACAGGAUUUGGUGAAUUUGUUGUCAAAGACCAGUCCGAGAACCGUGGCGAAUUAUCUUCUUUGGCGAUUCGUGAGGCACAGAGUGAACAAUCUGGACGAUCGAUUUCAAGAAGCUAAACAGAAAUUUUAUUACAUUCUCUUUGGUAGAGAGCAAGCACCGUCGAGAUGGAAAAAUUGUGUGGCACAGGUGAAUUCUAAUAUGGGCAUGGCUGUGGGCUCCAUGUUUGUGAAGAAGUAUUUUGAUGAAAAAAGCAAAAAUGAUACAUUAUCCAUGACCCGAGAAAUACAACGAUCGUUCAGAGAGCUCCUCAAUCAGACCUCCUGGAUCGACGACGAAACAAAAGAAUUGGCCACCGAGAAAGUAAACGCGAUGCUGUUGAGGAUCGGUUACCCUGACUUCAUUUUACAGCCCGAAUUGUUAAACGAGCGUUACAAGGAUGUCGUGAUCCGUCCAGACAAGUAUUUUGAGAAUACAUUAAACAUCUUGCAACAUUUGACCAGAGUCGAACAGGAUAGACUGGGUAGUCCUGUUAAUAAAACCCUUUGGAACACCGCGCCAGCAGUUGUGAAUGCGUAUUACAGUCGCAGUAAAAAUAGGAUAAUGUUCCCAGCCGGCAUACUACAGCCGCCAUUUUAUCACAGAUACUUUCCACGGAGCUUAAAUUACGGCGGGAUCGGUGUCGUGAUCGGCCACGAAAUCACUCAUGGCUUCGACGAUAAGGGUCGGCUGUUCGAUAAGGAUGGUAAUCUACAUAGAUGGUGGAAAGACGAAGCUAUUUAUGGCUUUCACGAACGAGCACAAUGUCUUAUCGACCAGUAUAGUCAUUAUACGGUGAGCGAGGUUGGAAUGCAGAUAGAUGGUAUCAACACUCAAGGCGAAAAUAUUGCCGAUAAUGGCGGCAUCAAACAGGCUUUUAGGGCUUAUGAAAGAUGGAUGCGCGUAAACGGGGACGUCGACGAGACUUUGCCCGGUAUGAACGCAACCGGAAAGCAAUUAUUCUUUCUGAACUUCGCCCAGGUGUGGUGUGGUUCCAUGAGACCGGAAGCAACCAGGAACAAAUUGAAAACCGCAGUGCAUUCACCCGGAAAGUUUCGCGUGGUCGGUACUCUGUCGAAUUCGGAAGACUUUGCUGAAGUAUUUAAUUGUCCGCUCGGUGCGCCUAUGAAUCCAGUUAACAAAUGCUCGGUUUGGUGAUCUGUGGACGCUGCUUAUGUCGACAAGUUUAUCGAAUGAAUCCUCGUGGUGAAUCAGAGCGACGCGAUAAUGAAGAAAUUGCUAUCUUGUUGGCUGAUCAAUGGCCACGAUGGAAGAUGCAACGAUUGGAAAUCAAUCUUUAUACAUAAUAUUAUGCUUGUAAUCGUAGUUCAUGUUGUAGAGCAUCAAGCUUUGCGUUUGAUCUUCGAGAUGUUUUUAAUCCCCGGAUGGCGGACCAUAAAUUAUUCGAAAACUGUUUUCCUGUGGAGAAGCCAAGCACACCCAGAUCCUUACAUCAAUGGGUAUGGGUCAUAAUUCAAUCCGCAUCCAAUGGCUAAUUGAUUCGGAACGCGAUACGAACAACGAACCAAGGAAAGAAUGCAAAUAAUAAUUGUCGUAUGGACGAUUAGCAGCCAUGCAACGUAAUUGUAAUUAGAAGUACAACUCGCGCUAACAAAAUACGCUGUAAUAAAAUAAUUUCGUUUGCUCUAUGAGCCUCGUAGAUUGCCGAAACAGCUGCGCUGUUUUUGCAUUGAAAUUGUAAUGAAAAAAGAAAGUCAGAGACAAAUAAUAAUUUCAGACAGUGAUAAAAA